GUCAGAGGCGGCUGCUGCCGCGGGCGUCCCUGCGGUUCGACCUGCUGGGAGGCUCGGUGGCGUCGACCGUGGCCGACCUCCUGGUCCGGCUCUUCGCGCUGGGGGAGGCGCAGCUGCAGGCCGUCGUCGUAACCUGCCUGGGCUUCUUCUUGCGCGGGCAGCGCGCUUUCGUGAAGGACCGCAAGAUAGGCGACAUCUUCCGCAGCGCGCUGUCGUCGAGCAGCCUGGGCCUUUGCCACAAGGUGCUCGAGGCCCUGGGGUCGCUGCUCUCGCACUUCGGCAGCGAAGCGGAGAAGGAGACGGCGGUGAGCGCCAAGGACCUGGCCGCUGACGACGCCAAAAAAACGCUCGAAGGCGCCGGGGCGAAGAAGAGCGCCGUGGAGUCGGCACAGCCCCUCGCGGCCUACAGCGACGCCGUGCUGGCACAUGUCGCGCUCGCUGGAAGCAUCGGCCCUGGCGGCGCGCCUGGUGCAGGCGCUGCUCUCGCGGACGUCGCCAAGGUGAGGAUCGAGGCGCUGUGCGUGGUGCGCCUGCUGCACCAGCAGGGCCUCGUGAACCCCAUGGCCAUCCUGCCGAAGGUCUUUGCCCUGUGCUUCGAGGGCGAUGCGACGGUGAACGAGUCUGCCUCUGCAAUGAUGAGGGAGAUCCUGGAGCUGCGGCCGACCCUUCUGCUGAAUCGCGUGGACGAGGCAUUUCGAGAGGCCUUUCUCGCGCUGCUCAGCGGCGCGGGCGGUGCCGCCGGGGCCGGUGCUCAGCCCGGCGUCGCGCCGGGCGCCGCUCACUUCUCGGCGCUGGGGGAGGUGUACGUGGAGCGCUUCCGCAAGCAGAAGGGCGUGCGCGAGCAGCUGCUGCGGAAGGCCUUGCGCGAGCUUUUCCGAAUGGACGUCGGGCGCUUCCAGGAGCGCUUCGCGGAGCUCUCGGCCGCGCCGCCGCCGCUGACUGCUCGCGAGGGGCAGCCGCCCCACAAGCGCGCCAGGGGCGUGGCCGACCCGGGAUCGGUGCCCGGCGAAGGCGCCGCCAGCAGCUCGGCGUUCUCGCGGCUGCCGCUGCUGCAGCGCCACCAGCUGCUGUACGCGCAGUUCGUGGCACUCGGGGGGAUGCGCGAGCUCGUUCACAUCCAGGGCGGCCAGUGCGGUAACCAGAUAGGAGCGAAAUUCUGGGAGGUGAUUUCAGAUGAGCACGGGAUUGACCCCACGGGUACCUACCACGGCGACUCCGACCUCCAGCUUGAGCGGAUCAACGUGUACUACAACGAGGCCACGGGCGGGCGCUACGUGCCCAGGGCGGUGCUCAUGGAUCUGGAGCCUGGCACCAUGGACAGCGUCCGCGCGGGGCCGUUCGGACAGUUAUUCCGGCCGGACAACUUCGUAUUCGGCCAGACUGGAGCUGGAAAUAAUUGGGCGAAAGGGCACUACACCGAAGGAGCCGAGCUGAUCGAUAGCGUCCUCGACGUCGUUCGCAAGGAGGCCGAGGGGUGCGAUUGCCUGCAGGGUUUCCAAAUGUGCCAUUCCUUGGGAGGAGGCACAGGCGCUGGGAUGGGAACCCUGCUGAUCUCCAAGGUCCGCGAGGAGUACCCGGAUCGCAUCAUGGAGACUUUCAGUAUUAUCCCCAGCCCAAAAGUUUCGGAUACCGUCGUGGAGCCAUACAACGCCGUCCUUUCUUUCCACCAGCUCGUGGAGAACGCGGACGAAUGUUUCCUGUUGGAUAACGAGGGAUUGAAGAUGGCGGUGGCUUUCGCCGGCAAUUCUACCGCGAUCCAAGAAAUGUUUAAGCGUGUAGCAGAAUAUUUCACUGCCAUGUUCCGGCGCAAGGCGUUCCUUCAUUGGUACACAGGGGAGGGCAUGGACGAGAUGGAGUUCACCGAGGCCGAGAGUAACAUGAACGACCUGGUUUCCGAGUACCAGCAGUACCAGGACGCCACCGCCGAGGAGGAGGGCGAGUUCGACGAAGAAGAGGAGGGCGAGCAGUGA
Molecule: messenger RNA, 1970 nt
Organism: Prorocentrum cordatum
Lineage: Eukaryota; Dinophyceae; Prorocentrales; Prorocentraceae
Source: the annotation of a GenBank genome assembly